AUGCCUAGAGUAAGUAGGCGAAGAAGUCAGAGACAAAACGUAUCGUCUCGUCGAUGGUCAAAUACGAAGAUUUCAGAUCCAAGUGAUUCGUCUGGUGAUGAAUAUGUCAUGGAUAUUGAUGCUGAAGAAUUAAAUUUUAAUGAAAAAAUUUUGUUAACCGAUAUUGGUGGCCUUGCUGAAAUGUGCAAGUUGAAAUGUGGAACGAAAUAUCUUAGCACUUUGGUUUAUAUGUCAUUACGUUUCUUCGACAUUAAAUGGGAAAAUGUCGACGAGUAUUUGAAGAGUAUUGGUUUUAUGAGCGCACAAACUUCUCAUAAAUGGGCAAAAGUGUUUAGCAAAGGAGAUUAUGAAGAGUUUUCAAAUGAUUUACGUGGUGGUAAACAAACUGAUCCGUUUUAUGAUACCUUUCCCGAGAUUGAAGCAGAUGCAAAAGCAUUUGUCGUUCAAGCGUAUUCACAAAAGUCAGGCGAAUUCAAGGGUUUGGAUUUGGCUCAGUUUAUUGAUGAAAAAUAUUAUGAAUUAACAGGAAUUAAAAAACAAAUUGGCGAUGAUUUCAUAAGAUCGGAAAGAAGUUGUCCUCUCGAUCUUCGCAGAUGGGGAGCUAAAUCUGAAGCGAAUUCACAACGCCCGUAUUUUGAAGGACAUGAAAGGAACGAUGUAGUGAAAUAUCGUAAUGAAUUUAUUGUACCUAUACGUUUUAAAAUUGAGACAGCAAACGGCAAUGAUUUGCUAAAAGUUAACAGUGCUGUAAGUGGCGACAUGCAUGAAAAGUUUUUGUUAACAAUGCCAUUGCAAGAAAUAUGUCAAAAUGAAACAAAAGCGAAGAAAGUAAUGAAAUUGAUAAAAGAUUUGUUUAGUAUUCUUCAAACGGUGAAAAGAACCAAUAACAAAGCAUUUUAUCAUCGUGCUUUAAUUGUUUGCUGUGACAAAUGGGGACAAAAUUUUAUUGAUCUUUUUGGCUAUGAAAUGGUGACACCCUAUGUUCAUGUUUUCGCCGCACAUCUUCCGGAGUUUUACCAUAAAUGGAUGAAUUUAAAUACAUUUUCUCUAGAAGGUGUCGAAAAACUGAAUGACUUAAUUACCUCAGACUACUUUAGAGCAACGAAUAAGAAGGAAUCAUUUUUGCAACAAAUACUGAGGAAAAGAUUAUGUCAAAUGUUACUAACUUUGCCGAAAAGAACAAGAAAAGACGCAUUACUCGCAAUGGAAAAUGUUGAAACUGACGACUUAAAUAUGAAAGAGCCAGAAUCAAAUGAUGAAGACGAAACGGUGAAAUAUUUUUAA
Didymodactylos carnosus is the source of this 1284-nucleotide messenger RNA. NCBI's taxonomy places the organism in Eukaryota, Metazoa, Rotifera, Eurotatoria, Philodinida, Philodinidae. The record is from the annotation of a GenBank genome assembly.